CGAAGAAGACGGGGCGGAAGAAUUUUGUCUGAUUGCUCUCUUUCUUGUGGGAAGGGUGUCUGCGAGGCAGACGAGAGAGUGGGGCGAAAAAGGGAGAGGAAGAAACCAAGAAGCCAGCCUACGAGAGAGAGAAACGAAACGAAGAAAAGUCUCGACUCCGGGCGAGUCAAUCCCGUUUUCACCUACGUCUGCUUCGCGCGGAGAGACACAACGCGUGCAAUCUUGUCGCAGCUUGAGUCGACAGCGGCCAAGGCGUCCCCUCUGCAGACGCGCAUCGCGUAAACCUUGGCAAUCUGCUCGUCCUCGCUCUCUCUCUCCUGCCCCUCUUCUUCAAAACCAGGGAGAAAAAUGUCAAGAAAAUUGGAAAACGCUGAAGAAGAUUCGCUUUUACCUCAGCAGACGCACACGCAACCACGCUGGAGAAGCUGUAGACGCAGGCCGAGAGAGGCGCUGCAGCGCGGAACUGCUUGCCUUGGCCACGGCACUGGGAGAAAGAAGUAACCGGUUACCGAGCUUCCGUUUUUUAUUCCUGGAGCCAUCUUCUCUGCAGACUGAGACUGAAACGGGUGUUUUUCUACCGUACUCGGAUUCUCUGGGGUCUGUUAUCUCGCGCCGGGUCUCCUCGGCGAACAGCGAGGUGUCUCUACACCUCGGCGCCGAGCAGCUGAAGAUGUGCGCGCGUUCGCCCGCCCUUCGUGUCUCCACACUGUUCGCUGUUCUCUCUCUUCUUUCGUUGUUUCUCGUUCUGUCCUGGCGUCAACUUCUUCAGUUUCUUCGUCCGAGGAGCAGAUCUCCUACUUGUUUCCACGAUUUCUCUUCUUCCACCCAACCAGUGUCAGCUGUUUCUGCGAGGGAACCGCGGCUAAGGAUACACCUGAGCGGGUGGCGAGACAGGGGCCUUUGCACACGCGGCGGAAAGUCGUCGCACUCCUGGUUUCUCUGUUGGUUGCCGUUUUUUCUGUGAAGACGUUCUCCGGCCCUCUUCUUCUUUUUCCUUCGUCUUCCCGCGGUUCCUGCCUACCUUUUUUCGCGUCUGCAAGUCCCAAGAGUAAAGUUAGAUCUGAGCUCGGCGCCUGCCACGAAAAAUAAACCGCCGCCGUUGGAAAUUCCUCGAGCUUCUCCCAAACAAAAGUCUCGCAGCCUUCGCCCGGACGUUGGAGUCCUGGAGUGUACAUACACCGGCCGGCGGGUCGAGUCCUCGUCUCGGAAACCUGCGGGAGCCUCGCGAGUCGCUGUCCCCGCCGCUCUGCGAGGAAGUUCUUUCUGCAUCUCUUUCCUGACUUUCUCGUUGGUUUCUUCUGCUUUUGUCAACGCCACCAUGACCGCCGCAGUCUCUGCUUCUUCCGUGGAGAAGGCGCCUUCGCCUUUCUCGACAGCAGCCCCUCCCCGAGUCUCCUCAGCCCAGGUGGUUCCCUGGGUCGAGAAAUACCGCCCGCGGCGCGUCGAAGACAUGGCCCACCAGGUGGAGCCUAAGAAAAUGCUCAGACGCAUUCUCGAGACCGGGAACAUGCCUCAUCUGCUUUUCUACGGCCCUCCGGGAACUGGCAAGACGUCGGCUGCUUUGGCUCUCGUUCGCGAAUUGUUUGGCCGCGAGGAAGCGAAGAACAGGCUGUUGGAACUAAAUGCGUCAGACGACAGAGGCAUCAAGGUCGUGAGGGAGAGAAUCAAACAGUACACAAAGACGAACAUUGCAAAGGGGAAAAUCAACCCCGAAACCGGCAGAGAAAUGCCCACCUGGAAGAUUGUCAUUCUCGACGAAGCAGAUAUGAUGACCCAAGACGCCCAGUCUGCAUUACGGCGAAUCAUGGAGGCGUUUUCGCGCACUACGCGUUUCAUCAUCAUCUGCAACUACGUCCACAGAAUCAUCGACCCGAUCUUCUCCCGUUGCUCGCCUCAUCGCUUCGAGCCUGUUGCCCGAGACGCGCAAGAGGCUCGCAUUCGACAUAUCUGCGACAGCGAAGGCCUCGUCGUCACUUCGGGGGCAGUGGACGCGCUUCUGCGCAUUUCUCAGGGAGAUCUGCGACGCGCCGUCACUCUUCUCCAGUCUGCCGCCAGCAUCUACGACGACAAUUUACACGAAGACGCAAUCCUUGAAGUCGCAGGACAACCACCAGCUCGGAUUGUCACAGAUUUCCUUCGAGCCUGUCAAGCCUCUCCGAGUCAGGCCAGCUCCGAGGUGGACAACGUCAUCAGCCAAGGAUGGGAUGUCUGUCUUCUUCUGCAAGAGAUGAUCCGACAGGUCGUUGUUUCUCCCCACCUGAAAGACUUGCAGAAGGCGCGUGUGAUCAACGACAUCGCACAGAAGGAGUUCGCAGUAUUUCAGGGGGCAAGUCCGUACCUCCAGCUGCUCUCUCUUUCGCUGAGAAUUCACGAUUGCCUCGCUGCGCCGUAGAAACCGGAACCACAAGAGAGAGAGGAAGCGGUCUCUUGAACUCUACGAGAAGCGACGCGCGGAAAGAAAGUAGAGAGCGACACGAAGAGGACGGUUUUCCUUUUCUUCUGAAUCAAGGGUGAAGCUGAAGUUCACCUGGAACAAAGAGCAGAGAGGCAUGUGAACGUGUGCUCGCGCUUUUUCGCUGCACAUGAGCAAUGCAGUCAAUCGGAUUCGCAGAAAGAAGGAGAGGGUCAAGAUGGAAAGCAGGGAUACUCUUGGAAAACGUUGUCGGGGACUCCGGACGUUUUUCUCAUUCGUGGGAACUACGAAGCUGGCCUUCUAGCCGACCAUCUUUGGGACAAGAGACCUUGAGUCGGGCGGAAACACAAAGCGCUGCAUGGCAUGAAGCAGUCACCCCGAGAGUCUAGAAAGCGCCCCAGGAAAAGCAUGUGACAAGUCCCGAAGAAAACGUUUUCGUCUCUCUGUGGUCGUCUAAUUUCGGCGCGAAAGUGCAGUGGGACGCAACAGUUUUUUACUUUUUUCGAUUGUUUAACACCAAGCUCUGGAGGUGAACGUCGCCUCGCGACUCUGUUUUCUCCUGUGAAAGCGUCUCCACGCUAGGCAUGCUCCUCCAAAGGGAAAGCCUGAUUCACGUUUCGGAAGGUUUCCUGUUCUGGAAAAGCAAGUUUUGUGGACUCCCGAAGGACUCUUCUUCCUCAUUGUUAGUCUCCUCUGCCGC
Messenger RNA from Toxoplasma gondii ME49, 3113 nucleotides. RefSeq names its product replication factor C subunit 2, putative. Gene Ontology annotation, molecular function: ATP binding; DNA clamp loader activity; ATP hydrolysis activity. Gene Ontology annotation, biological process: DNA repair; DNA-templated DNA replication. Gene Ontology annotation, cellular component: nucleus; DNA replication factor C complex. NCBI's taxonomy places the organism in Eukaryota, Apicomplexa, Conoidasida, Eucoccidiorida, Sarcocystidae. The transcript is spliced from 13 exons. The record is from RefSeq and is a predicted model, not a curated record. The coding region runs from base 1319 to 2392 and encodes 357 amino acids.